Ostrea edulis (European flat oyster) is the source of this 2184-nucleotide messenger RNA. RefSeq names its product AP-4 complex accessory subunit Tepsin-like. Lineage: Eukaryota; Metazoa; Mollusca; Bivalvia; Ostreida; Ostreidae. The transcript has 12 exons. Gene Ontology annotation, cellular component: trans-Golgi network membrane. The coding region runs from base 138 to 1382 and encodes 414 amino acids. The record is from RefSeq and is a predicted model, not a curated record.
AGAGGGAAAGCCACACGAUUCUGUCAGGUCUUUAAAACACAUAAAAUACCAAAUAUAUCUAAAAUUAUUAAUAUAAGAAUUUUUUUUAAUUUGAUCGGGCUCGACAUCCGGUGGAUAGCCUACUUUCAUUUUAAGACAUGACAGACAACAGAGCAGCCGUCAGUUCAGUGAUUGAAAAAGUUUCCUUUGUGAGCAAGGUUAGCACAGUUUUGAAGGCCACCUCAGAUGAUGAAGGGACAGUACCUGGUCACCUGUAUGUAGAAGUCAGCAAUAUCACUUUGGAGUCAGAUGGCUACUGUGAAUCAAUGCUGGAGUUCCUGGUGGACAGAUUGAACAAAAAAUCCUGUCAUGUCAAGCUAAAGGUGAUGAAAUUGAUGAAGCACAUCCUGACACAUGGGAAUCCCCGGUUUAAGCUUGGGUUAAUGAAAUGUUCUCAGGGAAUUACAGAAGCCAAAAAAUACAAUGGACCACCAGAUCCACUGCAUGGGAAUAUUCCGUACCUCGCUGUUCGAAAAACCGCAAAGGAACUCCUGGAGAUGCUGUUUGAUACGGAAGAUUUACCAAGCUCACAGUCACCUUUCAAAGCAUCCUCAGGUUAUGGACCUCAGGGUGGAAUUAAAUCAAAGAUGGAAGGCUUUGGAAAUACACCUUCGCCCCAGAAAGUUGGUAUGGGGAAGUCCUUGUUACAAAACCUCAGUGAGUUUGCCCAGCACUUGACAGAGGAUCCCGAGAGCUCUCAGAGAAACGUGUUAUCCACCCUAGAUAAUCCAGGCUCCUACAAACCCCCUGUAAGCCUCAACUUCAUCUCCUCUACAGACAGCAGUUUGGGUGGACAACUCAUCAGACCCACAAAAGAAGUUGCUCACAUCCCUGGUAAGGCAGGAGGGGGUUGGGAAGAUGAUGAUGUUGAUGACAAUGUCGAUGACAGUUUAUCAUCAGAUAAACAUAGUGGCUCCAACACUGAUGUUAACUCAAGGUUAGAGAGUGUUAACAUUGAAGACUGGAGUGCAGAGGAAAAUCUGGUGAAGUCAACUGUUUCGUGUAGUGACAAACAUCUGCUGACGAAUGCCCAGAUAUCGGAGUUUCUCAAGUCCUGCCAGUCAUGUAACUGUGACAAGGUGUUAGAGCUUCUGUCUCAGAGUCUACAGGAAACAGAUGGUCUCCUCCUAAUGAGGGCUUUGCUGUUGGUAGAGAACUUUUUAAGAACAGACAUUUUCAGUAUUGAUGAGAUUGCUGCAGCCUGUGGUAAACACUUAUCAACAAUCUCGGAAAGGAGUUGUAGUCCAGAGACGUCCAAAGCCAAAAAAAUUCUUUCAAUUUUGGAGAAGUUGCAGUCCUUCCAGCUAAAACAUGACACACUGCCACACCCAGUCUCUCCAUGAGUGCACUGAGAGAAGGAUGGACAUUUUGUGCAAUAUAGUUACCCACAAAAAAAAAACCCAGCAGUGUGACUCCAUUAAAACAGUAGUGGACUCAGAUAAUGCAUGAAACAUUCUUGGAGUAAACAAGAGAUAUAUCCAUGCAUUUUCCUGCAUACUAGUGUAUAGUAAACAUUUCAUACUAGUGUAUAGUAAACAUUUUAUGUGGUGUUUGAUUACAACAAAACCAGAUUUACAAUGCAUAUUCAGAUUUGAAUCUACUUUUGUUAUUUAUAUCAAUCACCUGAAAAUCAAAACCUCCAUAAUAUAGCAUUAUACUGUAUGCUGACUCAAACAGACAUAUUUGUUACAUUUUCCAUUUAGAAUAUAACUUAUUUGUUGAAAAUCUGAUUAAAUUUGAUGAAGUUGAAAAAAGAGAUGAAAAACCUUCAAUAUGUUUUUCAGUCAUGACAAAAACAUUUUCACCCAUCAUGGAUCCAUGCUAUUCUAACUCUGAAGGUAGAGUCAUGAAUUUUAGGAUCUUGAAAUCAAUUUCCAAAAUGCAGGUAUAAUCAUACAUUCCAGAUUCAUAUCUGGAUUAGGUCUGGAUGUAAUUUAAAAUGAAGCAACUCAUGCCUUGUGUAAAUUGUGUGAUGUAGAUCUCAGUUCUAUGGUUACUGAGGGAAAACGCAAAUAUCUUUGAUCAUCAGUAAUAAUCAUAGGUAUGAAAUAACAUGAUUUUAUGUCAAAUUAGCAUUGUUUUACACAUUUUGUAUCAUUCAACUGAUCAACAAUCAUUAUUUUGAAAAAUAAAUGAUCAAACAUA